GCCGUCCUCCGGAGGGAGAACACUGGUUUUGGAGACAGGCGAGGAACGCUCUAGGUUAGGUUACCUUUGUUGGUUUGUGGUCUUUGUGGUCCCCAAACUCCAUGACGACACUCCCCCAACUCGUCAGGAGAAGUGGGGCGUAGAGUGAUGCUGUCCAAGCUUAAACGACCGUCGAGGGACGCUUCGGCGAAACGCAAUCCACCGACCAUCUUGUCGCUGCCCGACUUGGCGCUGGAGAGGGUGCUCUCCCACUUGUCAGUCGAGGACCUGUGCGCCGCCGGGCAGGCGCUCCCCCGCGUGGCCGCGCUGAGCAGGGAGUGCCGGGCGCUGUGGCGGGGCAAGAAGGCCUCCUUCCAUCAGCUCGGGGAUCUGAUGGCCAUGCUCCGAGUCAUCCCUCGCAUUGCCAGUUUGCAGUACACAGUCGUCUAUGAUUGGCGGGGUCCGUCCGAUCCGUUUAUGUGCCUCUAUUUCGAUCAUCCGAACAGCACUAGUGACUUUACGGUGUUUGGCCUCGUCACGGAGAGGGUAGCAGCACACAUUCGGGAGCAUAUCGGGGUGCCGCUAAGGUCAGGGUUGCCAGAAAGCCAGUGGCCGCUUGGUCUCUUCCGAAAAUUGCAGAAUUUCGGCUGCCGGGAGAACCUGCACGCCGAAGCACUGCUAGGCUUUGGUGGGCCGCAGGGAAAGGCGCCUGCUGCUAUUUACAACUCCUUCGACGACAUGGUGUUUCGCCCACGUGGGGCUCUGUCGAGCUUCCUCAAGGCCCUCAGUAAGAAACACCACGCACUGCUGCCAUGGAGCAGUGGUGGGCAGCUGCCGGUCGAGACCUCCAGCGUCGGUGACUCGCUCACCGUGGAAGCCGACAAGCACAUUCACGCGGCAACGCCACGUAUGCGAGGACUAGAAGAGCUUGGGAUCAGCAUGACCUCCGCAAUGUUUUGUGAAAAGGUCAUAGACUUUUUGAGUUCGUGGCCUAGCCAACCACCGCCCUCAACAUCGAGCGCGUUGUCCAACCUCAUCCAACGCCUCGCUCUGGAUAUAGGGUCGACUCUUCUAUCUCUCCGUUACCAGCACUCGGUCUUCCUCGUCCAACACCGACCUCACCCAAAGGUGUUCAUCGACCCCUCACCUUCAGCCGUGUACGCACUCAACCUGCUCGUCCUCACGAGCAGCAGUGACAAUUGUUCCGAUUGUUCUCUUGGUCGAGGCUGCCCGACGGCCGCACUGCUGAUCCUGGCGCUCAAGGACUUGGUGCGCCGCGCACCCAUGCCGAUCCACGUAAUGUUUCGCCUCUGCAGAAGCGCGACGGCGUCCCCCCAAGCACCGAGGUACCGCCUGCUCUACAGGCACCCGACGGCGCCCGACUGCUUGCUGUGCGCUGAGGCCGCUGCCGCUGCACGCGUCUGCAGUGACACUACGGGCGCUACGAGUGACGUCAUACACGUCCCGCUGCCACCGCCGCUUCUGUAGCCAUCUCGAGCCACCCCCCAGCCUCCGUCGCCCAGAGAUUAUAUAUGCGGCGCUUCAUAAAGACAAUAAUAAACUAUU
Messenger RNA from Frankliniella occidentalis (western flower thrips), 1545 nucleotides. RefSeq lists its product as uncharacterized. Bases 148 to 1467 code for a protein of 439 amino acids. Lineage: Eukaryota; Metazoa; Arthropoda; Insecta; Thysanoptera; Thripidae. The record is from RefSeq and is a predicted model, not a curated record. Gene Ontology annotation, molecular function: protein binding. The transcript has 7 exons.